UACAAAGGGCCUGGACAUUCCAACAAUAGCCAGCCAUUAGUCUUGUCCCCUCCCCGAUUCCUUACGUUUUAGCGGUUUCCUUUCCGCCAGCUCUGGAGCAGAAGGAGGUGCAUCCUGGGAGAAAACUAAACGUUCUGGAGAAGGGAGAGAGGGAAAAAAAAAUCAGAAAGUCAAGUUGCCUGGAUAGCCAGAUCUUUGCCACUUCUAACUGCCGGAUUUUUUAGUGCAUCCGUCGGCCUACCACUCGACUUCACACAGCACAACUCUGCAGCGAGAGGCCCGCAACUCCCAACGGCAGCCCCGCUAGCGCGAGCACCUCAACUCCCAACGGCCGCCCCGCUGGCGCGCGGCAUGUGACGACCAACCCAGCCCCCACGAGCGCGGCGCACUCGGGGUAAAAAAAACCAUGGACAGGAAUUACCCGGCCCCCAACUUCAGCGACCCGCUGGCGCCCGGCGGACAAACGUGGCCGUACGAGCGGGCGGGCAGUGGCGUCAAGUCCAGUUUGAGCUAUGGAGCCGCACAUCCAGAAACUGACCUCCUUCAUAGACCAGCUUAUGCAGCAUCUCACCAAUUGCCUGGCUACACCACUACACAUCAUCCCACAGGGCUAUCCAGUUUAUUUGAUGCAACCAUGCAACAUUCUGGCAGUAGUGCAUCUGAAACCUCAGUUAUGAACUUCCUUUCAGCUAUUGAAUCACGCACCCCGCCAGCUGGGCCUGCUGCAGCCUCCCUGCUACCCCAGUUCAGAGCUCCUUCAUGGCAGACAGGUAUGCACUCUUCAACACCUUCAGAGCUGUUCGUCACUGGAGCGCUACAAGCUUCUGGAACAUUCCCACCGUCAGCUCUUGCAGCGUACCAGCAUCCUCCUUCCUUUAGUAGUCGAAGUUUUACUGGUGCACAGCCCUUGACACUACAAGAUGCACCUUUCAGUCCUACCACAAAUGGACUUCUAACUCCUCAUGAUCCCUUGCUUCAAAUCAAGUCUUCUCAAGCAGUUGUUCCUUCUCCAUUGACUUUUGACAGAAUUGGUAGUACUGUUUUAAGUACAAGCAUACCCCCAUCUUCAACAUACCGCUCUGCUCAAGAAUCUGCUCCUCAUCACCUACAACCGCAAUUUAGUUUGUUGCCUUCAGCACUUGGACCAACACAACAAGCCUCUCAAGCAUAUGGCACAUCAGUUUUUUCUAGCUCAACUGCCUCCAUUGAAAGGGCACUUCAAAGAGAAUGUAGCGUUAUUAAGCAUCACCAGCGGCCUUCCAGCUCCCAUUCAGUACAGGUGCAAUUACCAAGUUCUCACCAUUCCUUACAAGGCUAUCUUACUAGUGGGAAUGAAGUUGAUUUUCAGGGAACUUCACGGCAUGCAGGUUUGACAUGUAGUCCACUUGGAGACCAGUCUCAGGUGAGCAAUGGUGGAACACAGCAGAAGAACUCUGCAGUAACGGUUGAACAGUCACAGAACUAUUCAUCCACUGUUCAGUCUCUUGAUUAUUCUUCAAAGACUAAAACCUGUUCUUCAAGAUCGGCUCAGCGUUCUACAAAAAGUGCAAAAUCUCAAAGUGCAACAGCUACCGGGCAAACACAGAGUUACUCUACACCUACACAAAAGCCAAGUUCAGUAAUAUCAAGCCAGUCGCAAGUGUACUCUUCUGGACAAGCGUCAAAUCUAAUAAUGUCAAUUAGUCAAUCCCAGAACUAUACUUCAACACAGUCUCAGAGCCUGCCUGCUGUCAGUCACUCAGAGGUGUAUUCUUCCAGUCAGUCUGAGAAGCUCUCUACUUUAAGCAAGUCGCCAGCUUCUUAUUCUAGCCAGUCACAAAACCUAACAUCAGUUAGUCAAGCACUCAGUUACUCUUCUGACCAGCCACAGGUAUUGCCUUCAGUUAGCCUCACUGAUAACUAUUCCGGUCAACCACAAAAUUUGCCUUCUAUUAGCCAGGCACACAACUAUCCUUCUGGUCAUUCUCAGGGUUUACCUGCUGUGAGUCAAUCACAAAGCAGCUAUUCUGCACAGUCACAGGGCUUAUCCACUGUUAGUUUUUCGCAAAAUUAUACUUCUGGACAAUCUCUCGCUUUGACAUCACAAACCCAAUCAUUACCAUUUUCUUCAUCUGCUCGAGCUCAGAAUUUAUCUUCUUCAAGUCCUACUCAGAACUUUAUCUCUAUGCAUUCUUCGCCAACCAGUCAACCACAAAGUGUUCAUUCACCCCAGUCUCAGAAGUUCUUGCCGGGAGUACAUUCACCUACUUACACUUCAUCGUCUCAUUCACAGACCAUGAAGAGCACUCAAUCAUCCACAGACAGAAAGCAGUCUUACAUUAAGAGGAAGUCUGAUUCAGAAUUGUUUGUCCCAUCUAAGGAAGGUGAUGAAAGUUUCCCUAUUCAAGAUUUGUUACAGCAGCAGCAGCCUUCUCUUGACGCAUCUAGUCCAGGUUUAACAGAAAGUGGAAUUGGUGAGGAGAAUGCAGUUUAUGCUGUCUCAAAAGCAGAUGACCGAUACCUAUCUCAGAGUGUCAUCAGAAGUAAUUCGCGCCUAGAAGACCAAGUUGUUGGUCUCACUCUUCAGGGAUCAAAGACAGAUGAAAGAAAACAUGAACACUUAAAGCAAUUUAAUGUGACCCAACCCAUUGAAGCAAUGGUAACUCAUCAGGGUCAGUCAGUUGGCAGUGACAACAAUAUGAAAAUGCAUGACAUGAAAAAGAUAGCUAAUUCAGCACAGUCAUCACAUAUUAUUAUGAGUUCUGAAGAAUUGAAACAGCCUCAUUCUCUUUUACAUAAAGCACAAGAGGCUGGACCACAAGCUCAUCAAGCGCAAGUAAUUAAUUCUUCUCAACAUUUGCAAACACACACUGUAUGUCAGAGUCCACGGCUACAACUUUCUGGUGCACAGGUACUCCUAGAUACGUCACGUGAAAUGCCAUUGUCUUUAAUACAGCCAUCAGGAGCACAGCAACCCCAGUUACUACAGUCAGGCCUAGGUCAAUCCCAAGCAUCAGUACAGUCACAGCAAAUACAGGCUCAAUCUCGGGCAUCACAUCAGUCGCAGUUUCUUCAACUUGAGAGACAUAUUGCCCCAACCAAUACACCACCAGCUCAGCAGCUCCUCCAACAGAACUCUGAAGCAAUGAAGCUGAAUGGUACUGAACCUUCAAAACCAUUACAGUUAACAACAAAAGAUCAUUUUGACCCACCACACAGGCAAGAUUCAAAAUCUCAGUUUGUUGGUCUUAGUUCUGUUUGUUUUUCAGAAUCUAUGUUGCUUGGUGUUGAGAGAAAUCUCUUCUCUGGUGUUGAAGAUGUUUUUUCAGCCAGUGAAGAAUUUGCUAAGUCUGCUUGCAAUGAAUCCAGCAUUCAGUCAGUCGAAUGUGCUGAUGGUUCAAAAUCUACAUUUCAGGCUGCAAGUGUAAGGCAUGUUUCGCCAAAUUUUCACACUUCACAAACUGUACUGCCAGACCAACAGAAUUUGCAAAAUUUGACAUUAAGCAAUAGUCAAAUUAAUUUGGAUCUAGAGGCAGUACCAUUAGAUAGUUCAGCUCAGUCUAAAACUUCAAGCCUUGAUCAACAAACCCUUCGAACUUCAGACCAGCACGUACAGGCUCGGCUUUCUGCAACAAGUAUGAAUUCUAUUCAGGAUUCCAGUGAUCAGAAUAUUGAAGGUCUUAAGAAACAAUUAGGUAAUAAUCCAGAAUCUGAAGAAGAGGAUAAUGAUGACAUUCCUGAUGAUGGUGCCAUAAAUAAUGCUAAGGACCCAGACUUCAUUCCUAGUGGUAGAAGUAACACAGAUGAAAGUGCUGUGUCAGAUAUUGAUUACAGUGUGGGUGAUGAAAUUACGCAAGGAUCUGGUAACAAACGAAAAUUAAAGAGACCAGCAAAGCCUAAAUUGAAAGUGGGAGUACAAGUUGAUGGAUGGUCUCACAGUUUGCCUGAAGGAGGAAAUCUAGAUUUGGUUCCAGAUGGAAAUCAAAAGAAACAAAGAACAAAAGUACGCUCAAAAGAAACUGUAGAUGAUGAACUUUGUAGCCAGAAACCAGUGAAACGAAGUGGGCUAUGUAAACGCCUGAAUUCCAAAGAUGCAAACUCACCUCAUACAUCAAAUGAUAGUUACUAUGAAUGUUACUACCAGCAAGAAAGGAUAAAUCAAAAGAUUAGAGAAGUUGAGGAAAAGCAACCAGAAGUGAAAAGUGGUUUCAUUGCUUCCUUUUUAGACUUUCUUAAAUCAGGACCUAAGCAGCAGUUUCCUGCACCUUCUAUACGCAUGGCACAUCGCAAUCGACGUCCAUCUGCCAAUACCAUUCAUACCCCCCUUCUGCAAGUUUCCACACACCAGUCAAUGCCAACUGCCUUAAUAUCUGCUGAAAGUAAUUCUGCUAGUCCUUGCAAAAAGAUAGAUGAGGACCUGAAGAAAAACCUGGAAACGUUACCUGCAUUUUCCUCAGAUGAGGAAGAUUCUGUUGGGAGGAACCAGGAUCUUCAGAAGAGUAUUUCCUCAGCACUUUCUGUCUUGGAUGAUCCUUCUAAUAAAAAAGAAAAAUUGAACACAAAUGAGUUCAUCACUAAUGGAGAGAAGGAUUCCAACCCUUCUAUUCCUGCUGUUAUACAGCAGGAAAAUGUUGCAAAUCCUUCUUCCCCUUUAAAAGAGGAAGUACAGGAGCCAACUGUAGCUGUAGAAUCUCCCAAGCCAAAUGAACAAGAUGACCUGAAUCCUACAGAACGAGCUGCCAAACAAGAAUUACUUGCUGUAGAAGGUUCAACAGAUGAAGAUGAUAUAGAAAGUGGAGGAGAGGGCAUGUACAGGGAGCGAGAUGAAUUUGUUGUAAAGAUAGAGGACAUUAAUGCCCUUAAGGUGGCCUUACAAACAGGUAGAGAACCUCCUGCUAUAUGGAAAGUACAGAAAGCUUUGUUGCAAAAAUUUAUGCCUGAAGUAAAGGAUGGACGGAGACAAUUCUCUGCAACCAAUAGCUAUCUUGGAUAUUUUGGAGAUGCAAAAACCAAAUAUAAACGGGUCUACGUGAAAUUUAUUGAAAAUGUAAACAAGAAGGAUUAUGUUAGAGUUUGUUCCAAAAAGCCACAAAACAGGCCAUUGCAAACUUUAAGACAUAACCAGUCAAGAAUGGGUUCUAGUAAUAAAGUGUCUGUCAGCAAUUCUGCAGCAUCGAAAGGCUCAACAGCAAAAUCUAAAGUUAGGCCAGUCAAACAAGUAAAGUUAAAGGCUGAACCACCACCGAAGAAACGAAAGAAAUGGCUGAAGGAGGAGUAUUCAUCUCAUUCAGACUCUUCUCUUGAAACUCGGAGUGAUGAUGAAGAUGAUAGUCGAUUCCUUUUGAAAGUCAGUACACAGGGAAGAAUGAACAAAAUCCUUCAACAAAAAUCAGAACGCCCUUUAACAACGCCAUAUGUAGCUCGCUUCCUGAAUACCAGAACAAUGAAAGAGACAUUUAAAAACUAUGUGGAACUACUCGUGAGUACAGCCUUGGAUCCAGACAUGAUUGAAGCGUCAGAACAAAGUAACGACGAAAUGUAUUUGCCACACAUGAGGAAAAUUGAUAGCAUGCUGAAUGAGAACAAGAAAAGAAUGAUUUCCAAGUUCCCACUGGAGCCAGCACUCAAGACUUCAAUGGACAGUUUUCCUGAACUAACUACAUGUGUCUCAGGAGCAAAAAGUAGCAAUCCAAAUGUGCCCAAAAUUAAAUUGAGUGGUAAAAGUUACAACAAAAAGACUCUCCAGCCAUUAAAACAAAAUGUCAAGGGCCAAAAGGAAUUCACUGUUGAUCAAGAAAAAUUACAGUGCUGUACUUUAUAUCACACACUUCAUCACUAUAAGUAUCACACCUAUCUGGUAUGCAAGAAAGAGGCUGCUUCAAUUCUAAAACGGAAUAAAGAUCUUGGCCAAGUUGAAACAAUCCAGCAGUGUAUGGAAAAUGAGCAAUGGGUGGAAGACCUCUUUGAAAAGUUUGGUGAUCUUCUGACACAAGCACAGCAGAAGUGUUUAUAAUGUACGUUAUGAGAUUUUACUACAGUCGUAUCUGAGGCGCUAACAUAACAUCAUGGAGACAUUGAAAUGAACUUUGGCAUCCCCAGUGGUGCUAGGCUAGGCCCUGAAUAGUGGCAAUAGUGGCCUGGACUAUAUGGACCUGGUAUGUCGACCUAUAGCUACACGGACACGGUUGUCAAGAAAAUACAUUUUGGCAUUGGGAGUUUAUUAAUUAUUGUGUCUAACCACAUUUUUAUGAUGGCCAUUGUUUUUGGUUUAUUUGUAUUCUGUGAUCCUGAGGUAUUAAGUAACAUCUAUUUCAAAAAAAUGAAACAAUUUUUAAUAAAACUUUUGUGACUGAUCAAAAUGGCAAGGCAUGCACUAAGUAUAUUAUAAUUUUCGUUACUACCGUAGUUUAAACACUUUAGGAAACUGUUUAGUUCAGCAAGAAAUGCUUUAAAUUGAUUACCUGCCUCUUACUGACCUACAAGACAAUACAGAGGCCCCAUCUGUUGUCUAAUGUCUGCCUACCAAAUUUCCACACAAGUCGUAAAGAAAGUUGGUGCGUAUUGACAUUCUUUAAAGUUACCGUCAGCAAAUAGGUAAUUUUUGUUGCGUUACAGACUCCUUUUAUGUUCAGAAAUAUCAAGUUCAGGAGACUGAACGUGGAGUUGGUGCAAUUCAAUAACUUUGUGUCUGUUCUGAUGAUGCAAACAGGAUGAACACAUCUAUUUUCCCUGUUUUGAAGAAAAAAUUAUUUUGCCUUUAUACCCAUAUUUCUUUAAAAUAAAUUGUACAUUUUAUCUCAUCAAUAAUUGUAUUUUUCAGAGAAAAUAUUGUGGUUUGAAUUAAGGUCAUUUAUCUUUGUAAUACACUUUGAAUUGUUUUCAGUAAAUUUUCAUUUAUAUGUUGAUCACAUUGUAUACUUUAUAUACUGAGGUAAACUACUAUUUCUGUUUUCCUGUUAAUACAAGAUUGCUUCAGUGUGUACCAGAUAUGCAUAUUGGACUAGUUUUGCCUUUUAAGUGUAGCUGUGUUACACAUUGCAAUUAUUUUCUGAUACAUGAAAAUAAAUUUCAUACUAAAUCUAAAGCCAAAGAAGUUUAUAUUGCACCAGGAGAACUGUUUAACAACUCAGCAAUAUAGAUAGUACAUUUGUAAGUGUAGGUUAAUUCAAUAUGGUUUGACUGUUACUAUGGAUAAUAUUUUCUUGAAUAUUGUCACCCUGGUGGUUUAUCUUGCGCUCCGAUUGUUACUUGCCAUUCUCUGCAUCAUGUUUUACUCUACUGAAAUAACCCUUAAAAAUGUCUACAAUUCUAAAAUUCCUCUUCCCAUGUUUAUUGUGUCUUUGUGUUAUUAAUGUUACAUAUUGCUUCCAAAAUAUCUGAAAUAGUUCUCAAUAUUUUCAUCUACAUGUAAAAAAAAAAGUUACUGUUAGGAAUUCGACAGUUUUGCAUUUUGAGAUCCAGGCCGAACAUCAGAAGUUCCUGUUGAGUACAGCAGUAUUUAACACUGUUUUCAACAAUCACUUAAACUCUCAUCUAUGGAGGAGUGCAGCAGUGAGACUUUUUCUUUUCAAUUGACUCUUCAAUCAUUCUGAAUGAGAUUGAUUGCUUGUACUAUGGAAUAGUAUUUGACCUGGAAUAUAUAACUUGCACAGUGCCCAGAUUUAACAGCAACAUGUUUUAGAAACAGUAUUAUUGUGAUCUGUAACAAUCCAGAGUUCCUUUACAGGACUUCACAGAUAAAGUCUGACAAUAAGUGAGAUGCUGGGCAAGAUAACCAAAAGUUCAAGAUGUAGAUUUUGAGGGGCAAACACAUUAAAACUCCAAAGCAUAGAACUUAAAGUUGGAAGGGUGAAAGAAAUCAGGGGGUAUAAGAGGCCUGUAUAGGAAAAAUGGAGAAUUAUCAAAAGGUGUUUGAAUGGGAAGGAAUGAGGUCAUGUAUGACAAAAUUGAGCAUUGUUUGUAAAUUAGCAAGAAUAUGUUUAGGUCAACUGGAAUUUGCUACCCAUAUCCGAGUUCAUACUGUGAUGUACCUGAGUUCAAGGUUCCAGAGGGUGGCAUGCAAGCCAGGAGAAUUUGAGAUGGUUGAGUUAAAAGCAUAGACGAGAUUUUGGCAACCAAUUUGCUGAGGCAGGAGCGAAAGCUGUCAAUAUUUGACAGGUGAUGGAGAGGAUGUAGUCUCUGUUUUUGUCAGGUAAUUUUCUGAAUGUAUGUCCUAAGUAUUCAUGUAGACUUUCAAAAACAAAAAUGUCAAAUUUGUAUUUUCACCAUGUAUAGCACACAACUGGAUUUAGAAUGCUGCAAAGUGACUAAAGUGACCUUUCAGUGACUAAAAGUAGUGACUAAACUCAUCCGAGUUAAUGGAGAGACAAACUGAAAUAGACAGUGUAAAGCAGGUACAGGAGCAGGUGAACCUGGGUGUACAAGAGCAAGGAAUUUAUGUUGAACUUUAAGUAAGACACUAGAUUGACCUAUGCUCUAAUAUUGCAUAUAAUUCUACACACCUGAACCUUGAGCAGGAUGUGAGGCAUUGGAGAGGCAGUGCGAAAGAGUUUUGAGAGUGGUUCCAGGGAUGAGGAAUUUCAGCAGUGAUGUUAGAUUGAGAAGCAGGCAUGUUUCUCCUUGGAAAGUAUCAUGCUGAGAGGAGACCCGAUUCAAAAUCAUGAACAAUCUACGACAGUAUGAAUAAGGAAAAAGUAUUCCAACCUUUGAAAGAAGAGAGUACAAUAGAAGACCAGUUUUAAAUUAAUUAAUAAACAAGAAAGGCUGUGUGGAAAAAACAUUUUCAUGUAAUUUGGUUAAGAUCUGGAAUGCACUGUUUGAGAUUGUUGGAAGCAGGUUCAGAUGAGGCAUGGAAGAGGAUGCAAAGUUACAGAAAAAAGGCAAUAUCUGAGAUGCACAUUUGGAUAACUGACACAGACAUAAUGUUUCAUGUUCUCAUUCAGUGCAGUAACAGUUCUGAUAUUCUGAGAGUUAUUUACACUGAGUAUGCCUUUGGCUUUUUCUUGUUUUAGUUCUUUACUCCAAGAAUCCCAUUUGUCAAAAUGGUUGAUCUGUCUUUACCUCACCAGAAAGAAAUGUAUCUAAGCUUUCU
This is a messenger RNA of Stegostoma tigrinum, 9070 nucleotides long. RefSeq names its product glutamine and serine rich 1 (gene qser1). The transcript has 14 exons. The record is from RefSeq and is a predicted model, not a curated record. Bases 407 to 5992 code for a protein of 1861 amino acids. Lineage: Eukaryota; Metazoa; Chordata; Chondrichthyes; Orectolobiformes; Stegostomatidae.